AUGUUAACUCAAUCUCCUGUACAAGAAACUUCAUUAAAUUAUCAACAUGUUAAUUCAACAACAACAACAACAACAACAACAACAAAACGACAAUUAUCAUCAUCAUCAUUUCCAAUUUCAAAUCAACAAUCUUUAUCAGUAGCACAUCAAAAUAUUGAAAUAUCAUCAAAUUUAAUAGAUAUACAACAACAAAAUCAAUCUAGACCAUCUAGAAAUUGUCCAUUAAAUGAUGAAGAGAUGACUUUGAAUAAAAUUAAAUCUCCUUCUGGAAUUCCACGAUUAUUCUCUUUGAAUGAUUCUAUUGCUAAUAGAUUGAAUAAUAAUAAUCAUAGUAAUAAAAGUAAUAAUAAUAAUAAUUCAUCUUCAAAUAAUUCUCCAAAUGAACAAAAUGGUGAGAAUUGCAUGUCAAAUGGUGGUAAUGCUUGUAACCCUUAUAAUACUACAAUCAAUUAUACAACUAUUAAUACUACUACUACUACUACUAAUAAUAAUAAUAAUGAUAAGCAUAAUUCAGUAUAUUCAAACAAUAUGUCAACAGAUCAUUCAACAUUACAAUCCAAUUCAUCUUAUCCACAAAAAUCUUUACCAACAACAUAUCAUACAUUAUCAUCACCAAAUGGUUCUGGUAAUCAACGUGUUAGCCGACCACGUACUAUUAAUACAAUACAACCAGUGAAUAGACAAGAUCGAACAAUGUCUGAACAUCCUCACAAAUCAGUUGAUACGGAAUCGGAUACAUCAAGUGUAUUCUCUAGCAGUGGCCCACCAAGACCAAUCUCUUCGAAAAUUGGAUCGUUUCAAAAUGCGAAACAUAAACCAGGAGGUGGAAAUGUACAAAUUUUCAAUGAAAAAGUAAUUGUGAAUACAGUUGCCGGGAAAUGUAAUUCAUUAGCUAAUGUCAAGCAUAAACCAGGUGGAGGAAAUCUACAAAUUAUUGAUCAAAAACUUGAUUUUUCAUCUAAUACCCAAUCGAAAGUUCGAUCAUUUCAAAAUAUUAAACAUGUUCCUGGUGGAGGUGACAAAAAGAUACCUAUUGAAAAAUUAGAUUUUAAAGAGAAAGCUUCACCAAAAGUUGGUUCACUUGCCAAUGUGAAACAUAAUCCAGCGGGUGGUGAUGUGAAAAUUUUCAAUGAACAUCUCCCAUGGUUAAAAUAUAAUAAACCAAAUUUACCAGAUUCAGAAAAAGAUCGAAUUAAUAAACGAUCUAAUAAUCAUCAUUUCAAUGGAACAAAUAAUCAUGAUCUUAUGAAUACAUCAAUGUUAUCAAGCAGUAGUACAGGACAUUAA
Molecule: messenger RNA, 1287 nt
Organism: Schistosoma spindalis
Lineage: Eukaryota; Metazoa; Platyhelminthes; Trematoda; Strigeidida; Schistosomatidae
Source: the annotation of a GenBank genome assembly